CUCAACAAAGGCUGGAGAGAAUAUGCAAAGCCCUAGCAGCCCCCAGGGCCGCUGUUGCCCGUCCCCUCCCUCUUCCCCAGUCAGCGAAGCAAAGAGUGACGGGGCUAGAAACAUGUGGGUGUUCGGAUAUGGCUCUCUCAUCUGGAAGGUGGAUUUUCCUUACGAGGACAAGAUGGUAGGAUACAUCACGGGCUACAGCAGGAGGUUCUGGCAAGGCAGCACGGAUCACCGUGGAGUGCCGGGCAAGCCUGGAAGAGUUGUGACACUUAUUGAAGAUCCUGAGGGUUGUGUGUGGGGUGUUGCAUACAAGCUGCCAAUAGGACAAGAAGUUGAAGUAAAAGCCUAUCUUGAUUUUCGAGAGAAGGGUGGAUAUAGGACUACAACUAUUGUCUUCUAUCCUAAAGAUCCUGCAGUGGAACCUUUUAAUGUGCUAUUAUAUAUUGGAACCUGUGAAAACCCUAACUACCUCGGACCUGCACCUCUAGAAGAAAUUGCCGAACAGAUUUUUAAUGCAGUUGGUCCUAGUGGAAGAAAUACAGAAUACCUAUUUGAACUUUGCAAUUCCCUCAGGGAUCUUGUACCAGAAGAUGUGGAUGAACAUGUUUUUAAUUUAGAGAAACUGGUAAAGAAACUAUUGGAACAAGAGCAAAACAAACCUGUAUAACAGUCGCUUUGCAAACAGUUUCUUCACUAUCAGACUAAGUUUAUUCUGUUUAUAUUGUUUAUAUAAUUUGGAAAUUAGCCAUCAAAAUUUUUAAAAAAAUAAUUUUCAUAUUUCAUUGAGGCAUCACUGUCCUUGAGCAACAGAGAUUUUUAAAAUGAUAUUUAAAUUUAAGAAGGAACUUUGAAUUUCCAUAAAGUUUUAAGAAUGCUUUUCUGUUCAUUUCUCAAAUUGGAAUAACUUAGGCCUGAUUUAAGUUGAAGGGAAACUUUCUUAACUUUAAAUUAUUAGAUUUUGUUUUCCUUUCUAAAAAAAAGUUUUGAACUAGAUUCUUCACUUAGGUAUGGAUGCAGUCCUAUGCACAAAAGGAAGUCCUUUCAACAAAGAAAGAAAUGCAUAGGAUUGAGUGAUGUGUGUUGACAUAAAUGUCAGUAUAUUCCUUCAAAAAUGUUCCCAAUGGGAUUUGUGGAUUACAGCACUGAGAGAAAAAUUCUUUGUACACUUGUUUAGGAUUGAGUCCAACAUGGUACAAAGUAAAUAUGUGUAGGACUACAUUGUAAAUGGCAAUUAUAUCUAUAUGAAAGGCCUGGAUUAUUUGUACAACUGUUUGAAAUGUAUUGCUUAUUAUAUAUUAUUUAUCAUUUAGUUUCACUUGCCCAAAUUCAAUAAUUUAUAUAUAACAUUUGCUUAGUGAUAAGAGGAUCAAAUAGUUACAAAUGAAAGGAAACAGCACUUUGCAUUCAUGGUUUCAAUAUCUUCAGAGAUGAUGUAUACUGGUACCAUAAGACUUUCUCUCAUUUUUGGAAAAUAAUUGUAAUCAGGGAAACAACUUGAAUCUAGAGUAAAAAGUAUGUAACAAAACUCCUAUCCAUAAUCAUUGGGCAUUUUUAGAGAUAGUCAAAUUUGCCCUUAUCCUAGUAAUUAGAACUCCAUUAAUGAAAAUUCACAAUAACCCUUUGUUCAACCUUUACUAUGCCAACAUGAAGUGGUCACCAAUACCUAUUAUAGUUUCACAACUUCUUGCUUCUAAACACACAAUAACACAUUGAGGUACAAGAAUAUUUCUUCUUCAAUUUUUGUUUUUAGUGACAAUCCUUAGUUUUUAUAAAUUUCUAUGCAUUUGUAAAGCUUUCAUUAUGAAGACUGCACUUCUCUUUGUACACUCUUAAUUGGAAAAAUUUGGAAGUAUAUGGAUUAUCCAGCCCAUUUGAAAAGCAGAGAAUCAGCAUUUGCAAUACAAAAGCACAUUUUUGACACUAUUCUAUACUAAUUUCUUUUUGCCUCAAACAGAAGAAUAGGAUUAUUGUUUCUAUAAGGACUGGCAGAGAUCUAGCAAGCAUCUAAAGGAAUAAGCUCCCUUGAAAGCCAAAGUUCCUCAGAAAAUGUUGGCACAUAACUUGCAGCAUAGGUUUUAAAUGGAAAUUUUUCGCUGCAAAUGUCCAAGUCUAGUUAUUAUCAUUAGCAUAGUUCUAGUUGUACCUGGAUAACUUAGUAUAAUUAACUUAAUUAUAUUUUCUACUAACAAAAUUUGGAAAUGCUUGCUAGAAUAUUUUACUGCAAUGAUAAACAUGUCAGUAAACAAAAGAAAAUACAUGAGCUCCAGUCUAUUUCCAAUCUCUUAAAGACAUAAAAAUAUUAUAACUCCUCCCAUAGACUAGGAUUUCAAAAAAACACUAUGGAAUGCCUCUUUCAUGGCUAUAGCUGGCCAGUAAAUACCCUUUAAAAAUUCUAAUUGUGCAUCUCUCUCCCAUAGUGCUUUGAACUUGAUGUUUAUUGAAGAUUGUAUUACAUAUAUCUAGGCAAUCUGUCACAAUAUUUUUGAAACCACGUCAAAGUAAUUAUUUGAGAGUCUAAAUUAAAAUUUACACCAGGUAAGCAUAAGCUGUUGAUUUAGUUUAAAUCUAAUCAGCCAAUUUUAUUUGCGUCCAGAAGGCCCAUAAGCAACUUACAAACACAAUAUAAAUUUAAAUAUUUUACUUACUAAACUGUUUUAUCCAAUGUCAAAUUUAGAUUAUGUUUGUAAGUAGCUUUUGGAUCUUUUGGCUGUAAAUAAAAUUGAUUGAUUUAGUUAAAUGUACCUCUUUUUUCAGGACUCUGUACUUAUCAAGGGUAAGUUGCACAGUAAAUUGCCGGGACUUCUAAAUCUUCUCAACUUCCACUAAAAUGGUUAUCUGCUGCGUUAACUUGAUGAUGAUCUCAUAACAACAAAAAACGUUUCCGUCCCAACUAUGCAUGUACAUCUCACAGUUUCAGUUCUUUUCUUUAAACUUUCAACAAAAGCAUAAACUGGUUCUAUGUUUCUGUCAUUUUCAUAAUGAAACUUGUAUGAUUUUGCAUUAGUAAUACAACAAUUAUGAUUUAAGCCCAUACAGUGUUUUUCUUCCUCUGUUUAACAAAAACUCGCAAAUGUUAUGCUGUGUUGUUGUUUGUGUUUUUGAAGGCACUUUUAUUCAACAAAGUGUGAUAACUAAGUCUGAAUCUGAAGGGUAUAGUUUUAAUAAGGAGUUAAUCAAGAGAUUACACAAUGAAAAGGAAUUCUGAUACAAAUUAUAAACUGAUCUGGUAUUUCCAGAUCGUAGUAAAAUAAAUCAUAUUUAGGUUAAAUAUGAUUAAUUCUUAUUACAUCAUUAUAAAAACAUCUAUAUAGAAAUAGGGCUUAGCUACCAUAAAAAAAUUUCACUGAUUUUUAAUUCAAUUUUAAUUCAAUUACAUUAAGCAAAGCAGAGCUCAGCAACCAGCAAAUGUGAAUACUGUAUAAUCAAAGAAAUGUUCAACUUUCAUUUCCCAAGUAGAAACUCAUGCUGCGUAUCAAGUACUCUCUUAAAAAAUUAAAUGGAAUUUUAAUAAGUUUGUAAUCCAUAAAUUGCUUCUCUGAAAAAAUAUAUAUACAAUUCCAUUGGGCAUUCUGAAAAUCUUUGGAUCCCAGCCAUCAACACUAGAGAUGCAGUACAGUGGUAUAAAUAUGCAAAAAGUUAUAGGUGAAAUGUGGUGACUUUUAAGCUUGAAAUUAGAAGUACACUGAAAAGCCAGCACCACUCUUAGAAACCUGCUUCAGCAUCAGAGGGUGGCUUGUUUUACUAGAAGAUAAAUGCACAUACAUAUUUUAAUGAGUUACAGGUAUCCUUCAACUUAUGAAGAUUCAGUGACCAUUCAAAAUUACAAUGGCGCUGAAUAAAGGGACUUAUGACCUAUAGCCAAACCUAUGGCCACUGCAGUGCCCCCCCUCCCCGUGGUCAUGACAUCACACUUCAGGCAUCCAUACAAUCAACAUCAGGGAUGCUGCAAUUGUCCCUACUUAUCUAUCUUCCUCCCAUUCACCCCACUGUUUCCCAUGAGCCUGCUUCCCAUCUUGCUGGAUCCCAUACCCCACCAUGCACUUACCUAUAUCAAAGAUUCCCUUUCCUGAAGAAAAAUAGCUAAUGCAUCAUGCAGUCUUCCUAUAUAAAACUGGCUUGGAAUCAUCUUGGAAAUGUGCCAUUUUGGGAGUGGCCAUAAUUUUCAGAUCUCAAGAAGUAUGGCCACUUUUAAAAUGGCACCAGUUUCCGGUAUGGUACCAGGCAACUUCUGUAUAGGUGAAUAUAGUGAUGAAUUGCUGCUUCUCUUUCUGAAAGACAAUUUCUGGAAGUUGUCAUUUGGAAAGAGAAUCAGUUGAUGUGACACACACCAAUCUCGCAGAUUGACGCUUGCCUACAGAAUGACACAAAGCGGCCUCUGCAAGAAGGCUGCAUGGUUGCAUUAGGGUUGGGUACUCUCUUGGAAUGGUAAACUGGAAAAGAUAAGUGGAGUGAGGCAGGAGAGGAUACGCAAGAGUGUGGGACCCAGGGGGGCAGGAAGCUGUAGAAGGAGUGCUUCAAGAAGUGGGGGAGGCCUGAUGCAGGCGAUAUGUGAGCUGGGGAGGUACACUGCACUACAGUCCUGCAUUAGGCGUCCCCCACCAGCUAUGGCAUUGUGUGUUCCAAUUAACAAUUACCAUGGGGAAAGCAGAUAUUCUGGUCAUAAACAAGGUGAGCACAUGGACACCUCACUAAUAACUUCAGUAACAAAUAUAAUUCCAAGUUUGAGAACUACUUGUAUUUAUUUACAAGAGUAUAAUUUCUGUUCUAAUAGCAGAUUGUGAGGAGGAACUAAGAGGUUCUUGAUGAGGGUGAAAGAUGAGAGUGCAAAAAUUGGUUUGAAACUCAACAUUAAAAAAAAGGAUCAUGGCAUCUGGUCUCAUCACUUCCUGGCAGAUAGAAGAAAUGGAAGCAGUGAGAAAUUUUAUUUUCUUGGGCUCUAACAUCACUGCAGACGGUGACUG
Molecule: messenger RNA, 4958 nt
Organism: Thamnophis elegans (Western terrestrial garter snake)
Lineage: Eukaryota; Metazoa; Chordata; Lepidosauria; Squamata; Natricidae
Gene: CHAC2
Product: ChaC cation transport regulator homolog 2
Exons: 3
Coding region: 23-664 (213 amino acids)
Biological process (GO): glutathione catabolic process
Cellular component (GO): cytoplasm
Molecular function (GO): gamma-glutamylcyclotransferase activity; glutathione specific gamma-glutamylcyclotransferase activity
Source: RefSeq, a predicted model, not a curated record